Messenger RNA from Microcebus murinus (gray mouse lemur), 6217 nucleotides. RefSeq names its product cytochrome P450 2C18-like. Gene Ontology annotation, biological process: xenobiotic metabolic process. Gene Ontology annotation, molecular function: heme binding; oxidoreductase activity, acting on paired donors, with incorporation or reduction of molecular oxygen, reduced flavin or flavoprotein as one donor, and incorporation of one atom of oxygen; iron ion binding. Lineage: Eukaryota; Metazoa; Chordata; Mammalia; Primates; Cheirogaleidae. The record is from RefSeq and is a predicted model, not a curated record. Gene Ontology annotation, cellular component: cytoplasm; intracellular membrane-bounded organelle.
AGUGGGCCUAUGUGCUCAGCCACUAUGCAGGUCACAGAGCAGACACUACUUUAGCAGGGAGUGUUAUAAAAGCCUUGGAGUGCAAGCUCACAGUUGUCUUAGUAAGAAGAGAAGGCUGCAAUGGACCCAUCUGUGGUUCUGGUGCUCUGUCUCUCUUGUUUGUUUCUCCUCUUCCUCUGGAGACAGAGCCCUGGGAGAGGGAAGCUCCCUCCUGGCCCCACUCCUCUCCCAAUUAUUGGAAAUAUCUUACAGAUUGAUGUUAAGAACAUGAAGAAAACUAUCAGCAAUUUCUCAAAAGUCUAUGGCCCUGUGUUCACUGUGUACUUUGGCAUGAAGCCCGCUGUGGUGUUACAUGGAUAUGAAGCAGUGAAGGAAGCCCUGAUUGAUCAUGGAGAGGAGUUUUCUGGAAGAGCCCUUUUCCCACUCUCUGAAAGAAUUAGUAAAGGACUUGGAAUCAUUUUCAGCAACGGAAAUAGGUGGAAGGAGAUCCGGCGCUUCACCCUCAUGACCCUGCGGAAUUUUGGGAUGGGGAAGAGGAGCAUUGAGGAACGUGUCCAAGAGGAGGCCCGCUACCUUGUGGAGGAAUUGAGAAAAACCAAGGCUUCAUCCUGUGAUCCCACAUUUAUCCUGGAUUGUGCUCCCUGCAAUGUGAUCUGCUCCAUCGUUUUCCAGAAUCGUUUUGAUUACAAAGAUCAGAAUUUUCUUACCUUGAUGGAGAAGUUCAAUGAAAACUUCAAAAUUCUAAGCUCCCCAUGGAUCCAGCUCUGCAAUAAUUUUCCUGUUCUCAUUGAUUAUUUCCCUGGAAUCCAUAACAAAUUACUUGAGAAUGUUGCUUUUAUAAAAAGUUACAUUUUGGAGAAAGCAAAAGAACACCAAGACUCAUUGGAUGUUAACAACCCUAGAGACUUUAUUGAUUGUUUCCUGAUCAAAAUGGAGCAGGAAAGGCACAACUCACAGUCUGAGUUCACUAUGGAAAACUUGGUAAGCACCAUAUCUAAUAUAUUUGUUGCUGGGACAGAGACAACAAGCACCACACUGAGAUAUGGACUUCUGCUCCUGCUGAAGCACCCAGAGGUCACAGCUAAAGUCCAAGAAGAGAUUGACCAUGUGAUUGGCAGACAGCGGAUCCCCUGCAUGCAGGACAGGAGCCACAUGCCCUACACGGAUGCUGUGGUGCAUGAGGUCCAGAGAUACAUUGACCUGAUUCCCAAUAAUAUGCCCCAUGCUGUGACCCGUGACGUUAAAUUCAGAAACUACCUGAUCCCCAAGGGCACAGCCAUAUUACCAUCCCUGACAUCUGUGCUGCACGACGACAAAGAAUUCCCCAACCCAGAGAAGUUCGACCCUGGACAUUUUCUGGAUGAAAGUGGCAACUUCAAAAAAAGCAACUUCUUCAUGCCUUUCUCAACAGGAAAACGGAUUUGUGUGGGAGAGGGACUGGCCCGCAUGGAGCUGUUUUUAUUCCUGACCAGCAUUUUACAGAACUUUAACAUGAAAUCUUUGAUUGAUUCAAAGAAACUGAAUGCUACUUCGACUUCUGCUGCAUCUAUUUCUUUGCCACCUUUGUACAAGAUUAGCUUCAUUCCUGUGUGAAGAAGUUCAGAUAUCUGCCUGCUGUGGCUGUUCUCUGCCUCUCUCCUAUCAAUGGUGUCUUCAGCCUCCUUGCUAUUAUUAGGGAUGUCUUCUCUGACCUGUUCUCUCACAUCUCCCCAUUCCCUUAACAUGCAGUGAACGUCCAAUGUCCACUAAGGAGAGUUUCCGUAAUUUUACACACAACUAUAUCUAUGUCUGCUCUUCCUUACACUCUGUAACACAGUAUUUACUACCACAUGUGACAAUACUUACCUAGUCUAGAGUUAUCACUUGAAAACACAGUAAAAUGAUUAAUGUAUGAUAAUUCACAGCCAUUUCUCCAGUGCAUGUUUUAAAUAAAAAGUGUUAUUAAUUGCUGAAUCAGAUCACAGACUUUCCUUGUUUUGUACAUAAUGCAAGUAGGAAAUUAAAGAAAACAGAUUCCUGGAGCUCAUGCUGGUCCUCAUAGUGAUAAGCACAGAGAGGGACAAAGGGGAAGAAGGCAGGGAAGCUCUCUUGGAGGUGUGUCACCAAGAGCUACUGGAGGUUUACAUUUGAAAGAGAGAGCCUGUGUCCAGGGACAGCUUUAACCUUUAUAUUGACAGGAUCAGUGACAGUUAUCAAUGAACAUUAAAUGUUGAAAUUCCUGUUCUGCUUGAGUGUUACUGUAAAUAGCAAGUAAAGAUCUAGAAUGCUCUUUUCACUCUCUAUCCUUAGACUCGACUGUGAACAUAUGGUUUCAUAUUGCUACUCAUGUAUUCUGAGUGUAAUGAUUCUCUCCCCAGAAAAGAAUGACAUCUCUGGAAAGCCUCACAGAAUUGUAUUAUUCUUCUAGUUUCUAUCUCUAUGUUUUACACAUAAUAUAUAUGUGAUAGUAAUUUGAUGUUUGGGGGCUAAAAUUAUAAGUCUCAUAGCAUGUGUACAGCAUCAGUAGGUAAACAUGUAUCUGUGACAAAUUCUAGUCUUCUCUCCCCCUUUUUUCUGUUUUGAAGUAAGAUGAGAAAUGACAUGAUCCAUUAACCUUUUCCAAGCUCAUCUAGAGAAAGCCAUUUAUACUUGGCCUGCAUUUGUAAUUUAAUACACACAUAUAGUUGUGUCUAUAUCUCUAUGCAUGUAUGUGUGCAUAGGUGUAAAUUAAAAUACAGCAUAUAUUAUAUACAAACAUAUACAUGUGGAUUUGAAAGUCAUUAUUUAAAAUAUUCAUGUUACACAUACUGUUAAAGAACUUACUGGUGUUUACUAAACAAUAAGCCAGGUUACAGGGUAAAUGUCUAAGAUACUAGAAACAUGGGUAAAUAAUUUGAUAGGACUUGUUAUGUAUUAGUUAAUGGAAAUAGCUAUUAAACUUUGAAAAUAGCUUAAAAAUAAAAAGUGCAAAUUUAGCCUAUAUUAUCUUCCAUUAGCCUUUUUGGCUGGCAAAUGAAAAAAUUUUAAUUUUUUAGCCAAUGUGUGAGAAACAGGCUUUUUUUAAAUGUCUGAUUUUCAAUUGCAUUGAUUUCUGCUCUAAUUUUUAUGAUUUCCUUUCCUCUGCUUACUUAGGAAUGAAUUAGCUCUUCAUUUUCCAGUUUCCUAAUGUAUAUGUUUAGAUUACUGAUUUUAUAUCAUUUACCUUUUUAUGAAAGGAAGUUUAUUCAUAGACAUUCAAUGCCAUAAAUUAUCUUAUAAGUACUGACUUUAAUCCACAACCUGUCUCUCACUCAAGACCCAGCAUUAAUGUAUUCUUUAAAUUAACUGACACUUAACAAGUUCCAAAAUUAAUUUUUCUGGAUUCUCUUACCUUGUUGGUUUAGAAAACCUUAGAAGGUGGAAGAGGAUUUUCAUAUUUCAAAUGAUUCUGGUGUUUAAUGGCUCAUAGAAAAUAUUGUAUCUAGGAAUAUCAGACUGACCUGCUGAAUUAUAAUAUACUACUUACAGAAAGUCUUCACGACAUUUGAUUUGGCAAUGAUUUCUUCAAUGUGACACCCAAAGCAUAGGCAAUGAAAGCAAAGAUAGAUAUAUUGGUCUUCAUCAAAGUUAACUUUCUACAUCUAAAGUGUAUAAAAACUUUCUACUAUCAAGAGUGUAUAAAAACGCAAAGAAUAGCAGAAAAUAUUUGGAAUCAUAUAUCUUUGAGAGAUAAUGUCCAAAAUACAUAAUGUAUUUCUACAACUCAAUAACAUCAACUAAAAGGACAAAAACUGGUUCAAAAUACGCAAAGUGCAAGAAUGAACAUUUCACCAGAGAAGAUAAAGAAUGGCUUAAGUGCUUGAAAACAUGCACAUUAUCACUGAUCAUUAGGGUAAUGCAAAUCAAAACAUCAGUGAGACACCACCUUCUACCCAUUGGGAUGGUUGUUCUUAACAUUCAGCAAAUACUAAGUGUUGAUGAAAAUGUGGAGAAAUCAGGAAACUUGUGCACUUCUUGGGGGAAUGUAUAAUGAUGCAGCCAUGAUCAGAAAUGGUAUAGUGCUUCCAAGGAAACUUAGUGAGAGAAUUACUGUAUGACCCAUCAAUUCAAACACUGGGUAUAUACCCCAAAGAAAUGAAAGCUGGGUAUCAUAGAGAUAUUUAUACCUCAAUGUUAAUAGCAGCAGCAUUCACAAAAUCCAAAGGUAGAAGCAUCCCAAGUGCUCAUUGACUAAACAAUGGGAUAAACAACAUGUGUUAUAUACAUACAUUGGAAUAUUAUUCAGGCUUUAAGGGAAAGUAAAUUCUGACACUGCUACAACAUGAAUAAAACUGGAAGAUAUUAUGUGAAGAGAAAAUAGCCAGUCAUAAUUAUACAAAAUAUUGUGAUAUAUGAUUCCACUUCCAUGAGAUUCCUAGAAUAAGCAAAUUCUUAGUAACAGAAAGUCUCCAUGGGUUAUUAUAUGGGUGGUUGUCAGGGACAGGAGGUAUUUGAGAAUAUGGAGUUAUUGUUUAAUGACACAAAGUUCAGUUUUGUCAGAUGAAAAGAGUUCUGGAGAUUGUAUUCUUGGUUGCAUAAUAAUGUGAAUGUACUUAAUUCUACUAAACUGUACACUAAAAAUUGUUAAACUGGAUAAUUUCAUGUUAAAUAUGUCUUGCUACAAUUAAACACUCCAAAAAUCUACUACUUAUAUUAUCUGGAUAGUACAGUAGAAUGACAAUGACUUAAAUAACAUUUCCUCAAUAAAGCUACCAUGAAAACUCUAAUAAAAUCAAGAUGAAAAGGAGCACUGCUGAAAUUACUCAUGGUGCACGUGUUGCUGAAAACCUGUGAAUUCAGAGACCUCAAUCCAUGCAGUUCCUUUUCACAGGUGUCCCCUCCAGAAUGUGCCUGUCUUGGGUCACUCUCCAGAGACUUCCAUGAACUGAGUUCUUGUCAGUAUUUUCUCCAGAUUGAAGCAGUGUUACCCAUGAGGAGGUGGGACUGAUGAAGCUACUCCACCAUGACUGGAAGGAUGAGCUUCCUCACUGCAUCACUGAACUUAGGAAAGGAACCACUUCCUGCCUAGCCCUGACUCCUUUCCCAGAGUAGUCACUGCAGCAGGGCUGGACAGGUAGUUUACCCUGAUCCCAAUGCCCUGACCUCAGUUUGUGUGCAAAUCCUUCAGGUGGUGAAGGUGAGGAUCCCAGUGGGAUCACACCUGGGGGUGAGGCUCCUCACUGGGAUCUUUCUUCCCCUGGACCUUCCCACUAGGCCUAGACACUAGCAUUGACAUGACUGGUUCUAAGAAGAGGAGGCACUGAAAUUUUUGUUGUGGGGAAAGGAGGAACCUCCCUUUUUAAUUUUAAGAAUAGCUCUUUUGGAUCCAAGGGAAACUUGAGAUUGGGAAGUAAAUGUGGAGGAGAGGCUGGAAGCCAAGGGGAUUGUCUGAGGAGAGAGGCAAGCAAUCCUCCUCUGUCAGGGGAAACAGUACCUUGUGCAUGGAGAGUAAGGAGCAAAUGCUCCCUACCAAAUGCUUCAUCAGGACCAUCAAUUGACUGUGGAUUUAUAUCUGUAAACAAGAGUUUAAUCAUAGUUGGGAGAUUCUCAGUGUCAUGUCUGCAAGCUCUUGUCUGCUGAUGAUGAGAUUUCUUUUAGCCUUUAAGGUUAUCAUCCAAUUAUCAUAGGCUUUUGUUUCCAGCAACAAAAUCUGCCUCUGAGAAGAAGAAUUGGCUCUUUCCAGCAUUUCUUCUAGGUCUUUGAUUCCUUUAUUGUAGGACUCCAGUUCUUCAUUUUUAAAGAUUAUCAUGUCCUUUGCUAUGGAAAUUCUCACCUUUUGCUGCAAGUCAUGAUUUGCCUUGGUAGAUAUUAACUCAAUACAAUCCAUUUCUUUGUGGGGUUAAAGUCAAGUCAUUUCAUUUUCUUUCUCAUCAAGAUGCAUGUUUUAGUCACAAUAAAUAUGUUCUUUAUUUCUGUUUUCUGACAUGCCUUGGGCCCGCUGAUACCCAAUUAAAAUGGGCACAACUAGUACAGAGAUAUUAAUUGUAAACUACAUUUUUAGAUGAAAAGUCCCAGGGGUCCUCAAAGAAAUGGCUUAUUGGAGAGCUGAGGUAGGGCAAAUACAAGAUGACCCAAGAAUAUACUGCUGUGUCAAAAAAUAAAAAAUCUCAAGUAUUGCAUGGGCCAUGGGAAAGGUAAAAGAAUCCAACCAUUUAGGAGACACGUGAGCAUAAAAUAAAGGAUCAUUGUAGUGGAUUAUAACCCUUAGAAAACAAACAAU